This is a messenger RNA of Colossoma macropomum (tambaqui), 1799 nucleotides long. It is a transcript of the gene hoxb5b, whose product is annotated as homeobox B5b. Gene Ontology annotation, biological process: anterior/posterior pattern specification; regulation of transcription by RNA polymerase II. The coding region runs from base 170 to 1015 and encodes 281 amino acids. Gene Ontology annotation, molecular function: DNA-binding transcription factor activity, RNA polymerase II-specific; RNA polymerase II cis-regulatory region sequence-specific DNA binding. Gene Ontology annotation, cellular component: nucleus. The record is from RefSeq and is a predicted model, not a curated record. NCBI's taxonomy places the organism in Eukaryota, Metazoa, Chordata, Actinopteri, Characiformes, Serrasalmidae. The transcript has 2 exons.
GUCAACAAAGGCACGUGACGCCCUAACGCGCUCCCAUAUUUGGCCGCAUACAUGGCAAAAACGAAGUACAGUGCAUUGCUAUAAUUCAUUUUUCCAUCAUAAAUUGUGCUGCGCGGGAUUUUAACGACCGAGACCUGCUCAUCAAGAAAGGCUUUUUAGAAAUCUCCAAAUGAGCUCUUAUUUUCUAAACUCCUUCUCAGGGCGCUAUCCAAAUGGCUCCGACUAUCAGUUACUAAAUUAUGGGACUAACGGCGCUAUGAACGGCUCUUACAGGGACUCCACGAGCAUGCACCCCGGCUCUUUCGGGUACACCUACAAUGGAAUAGACCUCAGCGUGAACCGCUCCAGCAACAACAACGCCCAUUUCGGCAGCGUCGGAGAGAGCGGCCGCGCUUUCCCGAGCCCCGGCGCAGACGCGCGGUACAGGCAGACGAGCUGCUCGCUGGCGUCUCCGGAGCAGCUGCCGUGCGCCAACAGCGAGAGCCUGAGCCUCAAAGGCUCCUCUCCCUCCUCCGAGCAGAGCGCGACCGGGGGCAGCGGCAGGCUGACGGGAGGCGGCGGCGGCGGCGGCGGCGGCACAAACAGCGCGCACUUCGUGGAAACGGACGAGACGAGCGUGGUGUCGGAGCCGGAGGAAGGCGCGCAGCCCAGCAACCCGAACCCGCGAGCGCAGAAACAAGAAACGGUGGCCACCUCCACCUCGGCGCCCAGCGACGGGCAAACGCCACAGAUAUUCCCGUGGAUGAGGAAACUUCACAUUAGUCACGAUAUGACUGGACCUGAUGGGAAACGAGCUCGAACUGCCUACACUCGCUACCAAACGCUAGAGCUGGAGAAAGAGUUUCAUUUCAAUAGGUAUCUGACCCGGAGGAGGAGGAUAGAGAUAGCCCACGCACUGUGCCUCACGGAGAGGCAGAUUAAAAUUUGGUUCCAGAAUCGGAGGAUGAAGUGGAAAAAGGACAAUAAGCUGAAAAGCAUGAGUUUGGCUACGGCGGGAAGCGCUUUCCAAAACUGACCAUAUUCGACCAUAGUUGAAAAUAUUCGACUACUGUUAUCGCACUGCACCUUUUCUUUCCCUGCUUGGCGUCAUCAGGCAUCCGACUUCUCUGUGUAACUUGGUGUAAAACACGACAUUUUUGUCAGCCGUUGAAUAUUGUUCAUCCCAUAUAGGCUAUAGGCUACUGGUAGCCUGUUUCCAGCUGCCGUGAAAUAAGUGUAAAUGCUACGUAUCGAGGUUAUACUUUCGUGGAAGAAAGCAUGUUCCAUGUAAACGCUCUUUGUGUGCAACUCCAGACCUGUAACAGGAAUAUUGUACAGUAACAACACGCACUACCUAUAUCAGAGGCGAUAGUCGAAAAAAAGAAAACUUUGUUGUACUCUUAUAAACCUGUAUAGAAACGUCAGUGUAGACCGUUUUCCAGUUUUUUGCAGGACAUUUAUGCUUGUGCCGCGUUUAUUAUGAAGUUCAUUUCUUGCAUAGGAUAGUCACAUUGCGAAAAUAUUAAAAAAAAGAAAAGAAAAGAAGUAAUCUAUAUUCGCACUUAGCCUACGUUUGUGUACUUUAUGUUGCAUCUAAACAUUUCGGGGCUCGUAAAAUGUUCCAUGAAGGGUGAAAUAUGUUUGAUGUCCAAUAUUUUAUUUGUACUAUGUGAGUGGUGUAUGUUCCGUGUUGAAACGCAAGAAAAGCCGAGGAAAAUGUUUUAACAUUGAUAUGCUGGAUAUUUUGCCAGCUGGGGUUUUUUUUCUAUUUGUGUCGAUUGAAAAAAAAAGGUUGGUCAUUCUAAUUUGAAAAAUAAAGU